This is a messenger RNA of Lottia gigantea (owl limpet), 582 nucleotides long. RefSeq lists its product as hypothetical. Bases 1 to 582 code for a protein of 193 amino acids. The record is from RefSeq and is a predicted model, not a curated record. The transcript has 4 exons. NCBI's taxonomy places the organism in Eukaryota, Metazoa, Mollusca, Gastropoda, Lottiidae.
AUGACUUUCAGCAAUAUAAUACCUGGUAUAACUGCAUGGUUUAACUAUAAAUUAUUACUUUGUAUGUUUUCAGGAGAGGUUCUAGGAGAUCUAACACUACAAAGACUUAUAGAUGAAGCAAGCAGAAGUAAUACAAAUAUAGAAGAAAUAAAAAAAGAUGUUAUAGAACCAUCUUCAACUGAUACUGGUUCUGAUUCUGGAACAGGUACUGGUACUAACACUGGUACAAUUAGUGACAAGCCAAAUAGUGCUAAAGAAUCUCCAAAAACAGAAAAUAAGACGACGACGGCACCAGUACCUGGUAAAGCUCAACCUCAGGUUCAAUCUAAGGGUGGAGGAGAUGUUGGCCAAAAUGCUUCUCCCUUCUCCGGUGUGUUAUUUAUUGUUAUUGUGGCUGCAUGUAGUGUAGCAGGUCUUGUUGGAUUAAUUAUGGCUGGUGUUUGUUGGUUCAAUCGACCCAGCUGUAAAUGGGUACAGAUAAUCCGGGAAAGAUCAAUGCCAAGAGGUAUCGCCAAGGACCGGCUGGUAGAACCGGCUGGUUCCUUAACUGUGAACCUAAGUAACUAUCCUUGUAAAAUGUAG